Messenger RNA from Dipodomys spectabilis (banner-tailed kangaroo rat), 1417 nucleotides. Its product is annotated as myeloid cell surface antigen CD33-like. The transcript has 6 exons. Gene Ontology annotation, biological process: cell adhesion. Gene Ontology annotation, molecular function: sialic acid binding. The record is from RefSeq and is a predicted model, not a curated record. Gene Ontology annotation, cellular component: plasma membrane. The annotation marks the transcript as partial. Lineage: Eukaryota; Metazoa; Chordata; Mammalia; Rodentia; Heteromyidae.
ACACCCCCAAAUUCUCACCUCACUUCACUUCCCUGUUCCACCUGGCUGGAUCCCAGCCAGCAGCCCUCUGCCUCAGUGAUGUGGUGGUGGCUGCUGCUGCCCUUACUGUGGGCCCUUGAGCGGGCACAGACAGAGGAGCCGGGGAAGCUGAGCCAAGCUGACGAUGGUGGUGUCCCCGACGGAAGCUUCUGGGCUGCAUAUAACGGAUACACACUGGAAGUGCCGGAGUCUGUGACGGUGCAGGAGGGUCUGUGUGUCCUUGUGCCCUGCACUUUCUUCCACUCUGGUUUGCAGAGCUCCACUGACCCAGUCUUUGGCUACUGGUUCCUGGAUGGGACUAAUGUAGGCUAUGGAUCUCCUGUGGCCACCAACAACCCACAUAGAGACGUGGAUAUGGGGACCCGUGGCCGAUUCCAGCUGGUAGGGGACCCUCAGGACAACAACUGCUCCUUGGGCAUCAGAGAUGCAAAGAGGAAGGACACGGGAAGAUACUUCUUCAGAAUACAGAGCCGUUCUGUGAGACACAGUUACAAAGACAACCAGCUCUCUCUGUGGGUUACAGCGCUCACGGAGGUCCCUGUCGUGGAUGUGCCCGAGACCCUGCAGUCUGGACGCCGCAGCAACGUCACCUGUUUGGUGCCAUGGGCCUGUGAGCAGGGGACGCCCCCUGUGUUCUCCUGGAGUUCGUCGUCCCCCAUGGUCCUGGAACCCGGGGCCAACCCCACCCCUGUGCUCCCUAUCACCCCAUCGCCGGAGGAUCACGGGGCCAAUCUCACCUGUCAGGCAACCUUCCCUGGAGUUGGAGUGACAGUGGAGAGAACCGUGCGGCUCAAUGUAUCCUAUGCACCUCAGAACCUGAGCAUCAGUGUGUCAUGGGGAGCCGGCACAGGCCAGGGCUGCUUCUCCACAGCGUUUUUCAUGGCAGCAGGCCUGAGCAUCGGUGCCAAGGCUCUACUUUCCCUCUUCCUCAUUGUCGUCGUCAUCAUGAAGAGGUUAAGGAAAUCUGCCUCGGGCAGAGACGUGCAGAACCCAGGUCUCCCAGCCCAGCACCUUCCUUCAUUACAUCAACAUCGAAGCUAAGAUCCGGGCCCCGAAUCUGAAGGCCAAGCCAAACAGCCCUCCCAGGACAGGUUGUCCCGGCGCUGGCUCCCCAGAACUGAGAAAGAACCAGAAGGCCGCAAUCAGCUGCCCCAAGCCCACAUCACCCACACAAGGCCCAGACCCCGAGAGCUGCCCAGAAGAACUCCAUUAUGCUGCUCUCAACUUCUCCCAGCCUCUGGAGACCCCGAAGCCCAGGGACCCUGAGGAGAAUUACACGGAAAUCCAUUUCCACAGAGGGUCCUCUAGACUGUAGAUGUGGACCUCAGCCAUGGAGCCAGGAGGAGGCAACAAAGAGGCUCAGAGCACCCACUGCAAA